Seriola aureovittata is the source of this 1541-nucleotide messenger RNA. RefSeq names its product GTP cyclohydrolase 2 (gene gch2). Gene Ontology annotation, cellular component: cytoplasm. NCBI's taxonomy places the organism in Eukaryota, Metazoa, Chordata, Actinopteri, Carangiformes, Carangidae. Bases 177 to 881 code for a protein of 234 amino acids. Gene Ontology annotation, molecular function: GTP cyclohydrolase I activity; GTP binding; zinc ion binding. The transcript is spliced from 6 exons. Gene Ontology annotation, biological process: tetrahydrofolate biosynthetic process; tetrahydrobiopterin biosynthetic process. The record is from RefSeq and is a predicted model, not a curated record.
GUACUUUGACAAAUGGGAAACGGAUGCGCACGCGGCCACUGGUUAGGUCUUUAUAAACCCAGAGAGCACCGGGCAGAGGCGUAGCCUGUCAGACCUGCUGUGCAACUGAACUCCAGGACCCUCUCUCACUGUCUCUUCCUCCCGUUUCUCUUUCCAGAGUCAGAGAGCACUCCGACAUGAACGGCCACUGCAACGGAAAUGUCCACGACGCCGUGGAGGAGUUCCACUGCAACAACGGCUUCAGCAACCUCAUCAUAGACACCAAGACGGCCGCCGUGCACCGUAAGCACGAGACGUCCCGCAAAGAGGCCGAGGACAAGUCCCGCUUACCUGCUCUCGAGGCCGCCUACACCAGCAUCCUACGGGAGCUCGGCGAGAACACGGACCGGCAGGGGCUGCUGCGCACGCCGUUGCGCGCCGCUAAGGCCAUGCAGUUCCUCACCAAGGGUUACCAUGAGACCAUCGACGACAUCUUAAAUGAUGCCAUAUUUGAUGAAGACCAUAAUGAGAUGGUGAUUGUGAAGGACAUAGAUAUGUUUUCACUCUGUGAGCAUCACCUGGUACCCUUUUUCGGGAGGGUUCACAUUGGAUAUAUCCCCAACAAAAAAGUGGUGGGACUGAGCAAGCUGGCAAGGAUUGUUGAGAUUUUCAGUCGCAGGCUUCAAGUUCAAGAGCGUCUGACCAAGCAGAUUGCCAUGGGAAUAUCUGAGGCUCUUCAGCCGAAAGGCGUAGCUGUGGUUAUUGAAGCAGCGCACAUGUGCAUGGUAAUGCGUGGCGUCCAGAAGAUGAACAGCCGCACAGUGACGAGCACCAUGCUGGGAGUUUACCUAGAGGACCCCAAAACCCGGGAGGAGUUCCUGACUCUUUCACAGCACACCUAACAAAUGUUAUACAUACACCAUUCACUCCCGAGCCUCUGUAUACAGUCGCACAUGGCAAGUUCUGGAGUAGCUGUGGAUCUGCAUCCGACUUAACUUUAAAGAAAAUGACGAAGCAGUUGCAGGAAAAGUAAAGCUGAUUUUUAAUGCAGGAUCCAAGCCAACUCUGGAGCUCACCUCAAUACACUGAAGCCUGAAGGAUUUCAGUCCUGCUGCUGAAAUCUAUCAUUUGAAAUCACUGUGAACAAAAUAGGAAAUGUAAGACUCACAGUCUUGGUGCCUUUGGUAGAUAGUUUUUGGCAAUAUUGUUUUUAUAAAUUAUGAAACCUCAAUGAAAUGUUGUAGUGUGACGAUACUUAAGAUUUUCUUUUUUUUUUCCAGAUGGGAAUUUCAUUGAUGUUUUUACAGUGAUAUUCUUGAACCUUUCCUUGCUUCAGUAUUGUAUUUAGAAUCCACUGAUUUUAAUAAUUUAACAAACUGUGUCUCAAUUCUGAACACAUUUAUACAUCUUUGUAAUAUAUGACAUUUUUAAGAUAUAAAUCUAAUCAUUAUAAUAUUAUCUGUAGUCCAGAGAGUCAUGUACUUAGUAGAUAUUUGCUUUUAUCAGUAACCACCCGCAGUGUUUUUAAGGUUCUUUGCUUAAAUAAAGUGAUAGAAAUAUGA